Molecule: messenger RNA, 3614 nt
Organism: Artibeus jamaicensis (Jamaican fruit-eating bat)
Lineage: Eukaryota; Metazoa; Chordata; Mammalia; Chiroptera; Phyllostomidae
Gene: CEP41
Product: centrosomal protein 41
Exons: 12
Coding region: 339-1343 (334 amino acids)
Biological process (GO): protein polyglutamylation; cilium assembly
Cellular component (GO): ciliary basal body
Source: RefSeq, a predicted model, not a curated record
CUAGGGUUAGAGGCAACCGGUGAGGCUAGAACCCUGAGCGUGGUCGUUUGGAGCAAAUAUGUCUGUCCGGAGGCACAUUGGGAAUCCAGAGACCUCUCCUGACCUCCAGACCCAAACAGCCAGCUCGCCACGUCCAUUUGGGAUAACCCACAGACAUCUGCUGUUCAACAUGCCCCGAGUGGAACACAUCGUGGCUUUCAGUGUUUGCUCCUUCCUGAAGUCCCUUGUUGGGGGAAUGGUGUCACCAUCCUCCCCCUGUUACGCCAUAUCUGACCAAAAGGAUACCACAAAACCCAAAGUAUCAGCAUAUCAAGUCAAGACUGGACACAGGUAACAGUAUGACUAAAUACAUUGAGAAGCUAGAAGAGAUCAAAAAAAAUUAUAGAUACAAAAAAGAUGAACUUUUCAAGAGACUGAAAGUUACGACGUUUGCCCAGCUGGUCAUCCAAGUUGCGUCUUUAUCCGAUCAGACACUGGAAGUGACAGCUGAGGAGAUUCAGAGGCUGGAAGACAAUGAUUCUGCGGCUUCAGACCCUGAUGCUGAAAUCACUGCCAGGACCAAUGGGAAGGGCAGUCCCGGUGAGCAGUCGCCGAGCCCCGUCCAGUUCAUAAACAGCGUGGGAGCGGGAGACUCCAGCCGCUCGACACUCCAGAGCGUCAUCAGCGGUGUUGGGGAACUGGAUCUAGACAAAGGGCUGGUGAAGAAAGCAGAGCCCAACACCAAAGACAAACCUUAUCCCGACUGCCCCUUCCUGCUGCUAGAUGUGCGCGAUAGAGAUUCUUACCAGCAGUGCCACAUUGUUGGAGCUUACAGUUACCCAAUUGCAACACUGUCUAGAACAAUGAACCCUUAUUCAAAUGAUAUUCUUGAGUAUAAGAACGCCCACGGCAAGAUCAUCAUUCUUUACGACGACGACGAGAGGCUGGCCAGUCAGGCGGCCACCACCAUGUGCGAGCGAGGAUUUGAAAACCUCUUCAUGCUCUCUGGAGGUCUGAAAGUCCUAGCUCAGAAAUUUCCAGAAGGACUGAUUACGGGUUCCCUGCCAGCAUCUUGCCAGCAAGCCCUUCCUCCUGGUUCUGCCCGGAAGCGAUUGAGCCCCAAAAUGCCACCCCCACCAGCUGAGAAUAAAUGGAGAUUUACCCCAGAAGACCUAAAAAAGAUAGAAUAUUACCUGGAAGAGGAUCAGGGUCCUUCGGACAAUCCCAGCCGGCUGAGUCAGGCUAACGCCUCUGGAAGAGACUCCAAGGUUCCAAGCGCCCGCAGCAGCCAGAACCUGCCCGCCGGGGGCCCCACCAGCCACCCGAACCCCCGCAGCCACCCGCAAGGCAAACCCUGGAAGUAAAGACUUUGUCUGUGUUGGUCAAAUCCAUUUUUUUUCUCCUUUCAGAACCCCCGAGCAGUUCCCCAGUUGGUCAUUUCCAGGAACUGCUGCAGAGGAGAGGCCGUGACAUGUGUGAUGGGCCCUCGUCCCUCUUCCUCCCCCAGCUCCUUUCUGCGUCCAGCUCCGGAAGGGUCUGUGCACAGACCAGAGGCAGAACGGGCUCUAGUGCCCUCCCUGUUAUUUACAAAACAUUUACGUCCCUGAAACUGAGUAGGAAAAGAGAGUCUCGUUUUGAGGGGCUCUAAUGUUUUUAAUAAGGUUCUGCUUGUUUUGGCCUGUGUCCCGUGUUGUUUUGUAAAUACUUCAGUCACAUCUGGUUAUGUUCCUCCCAACCAGUUCUUUUUCACCCACAUUCUGGGUUUUAUGAAGGUUCUCCACGUGGGCCUUGCCACCUGAGAAGCUGGGCCUGGGGUGCAGGUGGUUCUUAGAGAAAGCUAACUUUCAGCCUCCCCAGAGCCCCCCAGUGUGGGCCCACCGGCUGAGGUGCUCUUCCCAGCACCUGAUACAGGCCUGGCGGAGUUUGGGGGCUGGUAAGACCCAGUAGCGCGGCUCUCACCCUUCCCGAGGGUUGGUUCCCCUCACCAGCUGUCUCCUGGAGCUUCACUGGUGAUGGCGUGCGCCCAGCUGCGCAGAAAAGCCCCGUCCCUCGACAGGACAGGGCUUCGGGGAGCCGUUGGGGCCCCCAGAGCUGACCCUCCUCCAUGUAUCAGCUGUGAAUCUCCACUUCCCAGCUCAGGUCCAUCCACCUUCGGUAGGUAGACAUCAUGGCCACUUAAAAACAUCGGCUUCAGGUGGGCCAAGGAAGACACAGGUGAGGACGGCUCCGCUUGCCCUGGCAGAGCCGACAGCCCCUUCAGCCCUCGCUUAAAAUGCAGUAUUAGUCUAACUGAGUAAUUAGUGCAAUUUCCUGCUUACUUUCCAUUCUCCUGACUGAGCUGUGAUUAGGAGGCUGUGAUUAGAGAUUCUGGUUUGGGCCAGAAUUUUGAAUCAGCAUUAAUUGAAUUGCAAGAUGACUGACAUUCAUUCCAUUUAAUUGGGGGAACAAAAGACCUCAGGUAAGGAUGAGGAACUCUGAAAUCCUCGGGAAAAGGAGAGGAGCCUUGUUAAUUUUUAUGGUCUGUGAUCUGUAGCUGUGAUAAGGAACUGAGGAAUAAAUUGUACUCUUCGUCAUGGCAACCAGCAUCUGAAAAGCCAAGUGAAAAUUGCCUGUCCUUAGGUGGUUCCUGCUGCCGGGUGAGGCUCGCCUGAACGGCGCUCUUCUCUCACCGUCGGAGAAAGAAAAAGCACCACAGUAUUUCUAGCGCGGGGGGCUGUGUUUUUAAGGGAAGUAAAGGCAAUAAAUAUCUUGUAGGGACAAAUGGAAAAAUAACUUUCAGAUUCAGCCCAGUUCUGAUUUAGUAUGUUUAUUCCUCUCUACUUGAUUUCCAAAGUACAUUUUCCGAUGCUUUAGAAAUCAAACAGACCAGCGACAUUGUUCCGAUGUCAAGCCGUGCCCAGUUUUCCACAAGAUUCCAGAAUCGUGCAUAAAAUUCAGCCAAUGUACACAUAGCUUUAAUGAGGAGCCUGUCAUGUUCCCCCAUAAAUUUAUUGCCUGAGAACUUAGUUCAGCCUUUGCAAAUGCCAAAAUGCUCUGGCUUUUUAUUUUCUUUACAACAUACAUUUUUUAAAAUGCAAAUUUUUCCACACUCGACUUUCCCCUAGCAUGGACCAGACUUUCGGCCAUUUUGACACACAUGCAUUUUUAAGAAAACAAAAACUGUUUUCUCUGUGACACAGUUCUGGGUGUGCCAUUUCCAAGCUGACUGGCCAGGAGUUCAGAUUUCCUCACACAACUGUGUUUGGGGAGUAAACGGUGGGCCCCCUUUCUUCCUCCUCUGCAUCGCCGCCACUGAGCGACCCGAGUGUUAGAAUCCACCGCACGUGCGCGGAAAGCUGGUCAGCCGGGCCCACCGGACCGCGGUGCAGUCAGCAGGGCCCCCGGGCCCCCUGGGUGUUUUUGCAUAUCUUCGUCCGCAGUGCUCUGCCCUGUCGGUGAGGACUGUCAGGGACGACUCCUCAGAGACCUGUUCACAUUCUGCACUAUGGGUGUUAAGCGUCAUUUGCAGAGUUUUUCCAUUGCUUUGAAUGUUCAACUUGACUCGUUUCUGCGUUAGAUUAACUGACGUGUGUUAUUGAAGCCAUCAGUGAUCCUUUGUGCUGUUACGGAUGUCAAAGAUUAAAGAUAGUUAUUAA